Molecule: messenger RNA, 503 nt
Organism: Liolophura sinensis
Lineage: Eukaryota; Metazoa; Mollusca; Polyplacophora; Chitonida; Chitonidae
Exons: 6
Coding region: 1-315 (104 amino acids)
Source: RefSeq, a predicted model, not a curated record
AUGCAACUUUUGAAGAAUUAUGACGUCAUUCGAGGCAAUCCCCAGACAGACACCACGGAACCGGCCACUGCUGAAAAUAAUGAUCCCCAGACAGACACCAAGAUACCGGCCACUGCUGAAAAUAAUGAUCCCCAGACAGACACCACGAUAGCGGCCACUGCUGAAAACACUGGUAUCACGACAGACGCCACGACAGACGCCACGACAGACUCCACGAUACCGACCACUACUGACACUGGUUCGGCAACUGGCGCAACGGUGCUGAGUUUUGUGACCACCAUGUUUUUUGGACACCUUGGAAGAAGACUUAUUUAAAAGAAAACUGUUAUUAUUGGCUUUGUUCCUGUCUCUUUCUCUGUUUACAACUAUUAUUGAAUAAUAAAAUCGAAUACUUUGGGCAAAAAUCUAUGUGAGAUAAUCAAAUUAAAUUUUUUUUGUUUACGAAGACCAGCUCAAUUACCCUUCAGGAAUUAUCAAACCCUUUUCUGUAUUAUUUAUACUGU